Spirodela intermedia is the source of this 1389-nucleotide messenger RNA. The record is from the annotation of a GenBank genome assembly. Lineage: Eukaryota; Viridiplantae; Streptophyta; Magnoliopsida; Alismatales; Araceae.
AUGAUAACUGGUACUCUCAGUAUAGCAUGUUGGAGGAGUAUGCUUCGUAGGCUGCCCUCGAUAGUUUCAGUUGAUGGAAUGCCAUUUAUUUCCUUGAUGCCAGGAAAUGCCCUGUCCUCUUGGAUAUGGUCUUUUCCUCGAGUCAUGCAGGUGCGUUUGAUGACGAAGAGCAGGAAUGUGCAGGAUAGAAGUAAGAAGAAGAGAGUCUUUUACCUAGAAAGGGCCACAGAGAGGUGGAAGGUAGCUUCUAAGGUGUUAUUCUUGUUGGAGUUACUGAAGAAGGAACCCGAGCAAGUUAUACCAAUGAGGAGUUUAGAACAGUAUAGGCAACAGUUCAACAUAACUAAACCACACAAAGUUGCUGAUUUUGUUCGGAAAUCCCCGAGGUUGUUCGAGUUGUACAGAGAUAAGAAGGGCGCAGUGUGGUGUGGGCUGACAAGGCAGGCUGAGGAAUUGUUGGAAGAAGAGGUCAGGCUUCAGGAAGAACACUCAGAUAGAGCUGCUGAGUAUGUGACAAGGUUUUUGAUGAUGUCAGUGGAUAAGAGGCUUCCAGUGGACAAGGUCGCUCAUUUCAGAAGGGAUAUAGGACUUCCAUAUGAUUUCAGAACUAGAUGGAUCCAUAGCUAUCCUGAAAUCUUCAGGGUCAUCAAAUUGGACGACAUUGAGUACUUGGAGCUAGUCUCCUGGAAUCCAGGGUGGGCAAUUACAGAGUUGGAGAAGAAGUCUGGAGCCAGAGAAGCUGACCAGGAAUCUUCCAUGCCUGGAUUGCUUGAUCUUCCUUUUCCAUUGAAAUUCCCUCCAAACUACGAAAAGAUCUUCAGAAUAGGAGGGAAACUGGAACAUUUUCAGAAAAGGCCAUAUUUUUCUCCAUACGCUGAUGCUCGGGAACUGAAACCGGGGUCGCCAGAGUUUGAUAAGAGGGCAGUAGCAGUUAUGCAUGAGUUGUUGAGUUUUACCAUUGAGAAGAGGCUAGUUACUGAUCACUUGACACAUUUCCGACGCGAAUUUGUGAUGCCACAGAAAUUGAUGAGGCUUCUCCUGAAGCACUUUGGCAUUUUUUAUGUUUCAGAAAGGGGGAAAAGAGUUCAUGUCUUCUUAACGGAAGCAUACGAGGGAUCUGAGUUGAUUGACAAGUGCCCACUGGUGUGUUGGAAGGAAAAGGUCCUGCAACUUACUGGUUACAGGGGGAGGAGGAAGAACAUUGGAAAGUUUAACCAGUUUUUUGACGAGGAAGGAUAUGACAUCCUUGGUGAUGACAACGGUGACGAAAUUGAUGUCAUUGAAUCCGAUGAUAACGAAGUUAUUUCUGCAGUGGAAGAUGCGUCCUUUGCUGAAGAUUCUGAAAUGCAGCUCGAUGAACUGUAUGAUGCUUACAUUAAGAUGAAGUAA